UUGAGUAAUAACAACAGUGCAAUUAUUUAUUAUUUCAAUAAUAAUAUGUAGUUUACAAGUGUAUGGAAACAUGAAAAUUAUGUAUUCAAAAUCUUACUUUGUACAUGAGUUUGGUUAGAAUGGCAUGGAAUUAAAAUUUGUAUAAGUGUCAUUACAUUUAUAACUUUAAUGAUUAUUGGUAAUUUAUAUUACAUUAUUAUAACAAUAUACAAUUGUUAUAUUAAAUCACUGUUUUUAAGCGUUUCGUCAUUGUUUGAUUAUACUUUUAUUAUAAGCAUGUACUACAUUACAAAGUAUUUCGUGAUUGCAUAAGUUUGGAAUGAUUGAUAUUUACAAUAACAGAGGCUGCAAAAUAAAGAAAAUACAUUAAAUUUAUUUUAUCUAUUUAUGUUGCUUUGUGUUAUAUUACAAUAAUGUGACUUAACCAACGUAAGUACAUUGUAAAAAUAGAAUGAAAAGUCAAAGAAAUAUGACCACAUCAUCGGUGCAUAUUAAACGUUUCAUAUAAAGCGCGUAAUAGCACCAAAACAUGGCGCCUAUCGAGGUACUCUCGAAGUAUCGAUUCUCGACCUAACCUCACUUCAGUCUCCGCUAGGUGCGCACGGAGGUAGUGUCGCUCUGUAGUGGUAGAGGAAACUGAGUGACUGGAAAUAGGAUAGAGAAACGGACAGGUGUUUUUUGCGCUGUUAUAAAUUUUUUCCCGAAAGUUCGCGACUCUCGUAAAACUACAAAGGUUUCUGUUGUACCUGUAAAUAGAACGAUACCACAAGAAUUGAUUGUUUAAUCGACAAGCGCGCACGCGCCGCUUUCCCCUCGCUCCACAAUAUACUCCGCGCGUAACCGCCGCCAUAGUUGAUAUUUCUCCGAUAGAAUAUUAAUAGCGGCGUAAGUUUUCGCGGUUUAACAUAUUUUUAUCUACUAAUUGGAAAACAAGAAUGCAUUCGACGAAGGUUGUGAGACGAGGUCAUUCAAGAUAAAGCUGGGAUCCGUAGGAAGGAGGGUGUCUACUUUCACAGCUCGUGGUUUUCAGGAGAGUGGCCUGGCAUCGCGGCGCUUCGAGUUAACGUGUGACCACCGUCGGUGGCUAUGUACCGUUAGCUCGAAUUCAUUCCCCGUUGGCCGGCCCAAGACCCACGCUUACCUACCGACCGGGGCCAUACUCGAUCGAACUCGACUGUCGUAAACCCGGAAAUGAGUGCGCGUCGUGGAUCGCCGUUACCGUAGAAAAGCUGCUAGUAGUGCGCGAUUUUAUCACGAGUCACGACUCGUCAAUUGCUAGAGACACGUUCAUUCGGACGUACGUCUUGUAUGACGUGUGCGCCGUAAACAGUAGCCGCGGCUAGCUAGAAAAGCCGUGGCACGACGAACGUGUACGUAAAAAUGAGAAAGUUGCUGUCGCCGCGGUGAAGAUUGAGAACGACGCAGGCGAGCCAGCCAGGCGGACGGUCUCUGUACUACGCGAAGGUGUUUCGACGCAGCGACCAGUAGUAGCAGUACGUUGAAAGGAGUGCACAAGGGAGUCACAGCUGCUCGUGGCAACAUGAUCGUGUAUAAACACCAUGAACUUACUUUACUUCGGAACAUGUUCACUGAAGAUAGAUUAAAGGAUUAGAAAUUAUCUGUGAAUUCUAUGAAACACGGAAUCUAUAUUGAAACUGUUCGAAGUUAAGAAGGUCGAUGCACUUCGAUAGCAGCACUCAUGCGUCAAAAUUUAAUUAUCGUGGAAAAUGAAUUUCACGCCUUUUCCCGGGUUCACGACAGGCUCGCUACCGACGGGCACGGUUCAUCAGUUUGCAACCGCUAAGUUUGCCCAAAACCUGCCGACUGGAGGUCAAGUAGUUGGCGUUUUAUCUGGAGGCGAAGGCGGUGUUCAUUAUCUGAGGCCGGUCGAUCCGAACGGUUUCUCCGUAGCUCAGGGGGGUAAUAAUCAGCAACAGCAGAUCAUCACAUUGCCCAUCACUGUACCUGGAAAAGAUGGCACGCAGCAGCAACAAACCGUCCAAAUCCAGGUGGUCAAUCCCAGUGUAUCGCAGAGCGGGAACAGCGGUGAUCAACCAAAAUAUCAUUUGGCUCCAAUUUCGUUGGGACAAUUCCCCCAAGGUGCAGCAACAGUCCUCACCGUUGCAUAUAGUCAGCAAGGCGCAGAUGGAGUACAGAUCCAAGUACAGCCACAAAACACUGUGGCAACAACGCAAACAUCUGAUCAGACGACUCAAAGUACAUCCACGGCAGUUACUACUACAUCCCAGCAAACUAUACAGCAAACUGUGCAGCUUCCAGGCGCGCCCGAAGGUUUAACCGUGGUCGCACAGAUCCCGCAAGAUUUGAUCUUACGCGAGGGUAUGGACGAAUCGAAAGAAGACGUAAAAGAAGGUACAACACCAGUUGCUCUCAUAAAGAGGGGUAGCAUUAAAAAUCAGGGAAAUCAAAGCGGAGAAGAAUUUAUUACUUCUAUGCCCGCUAGUUGGCAAAGCCUUGCAACUCCAGGAUCAACUGUCGCGGAUUAUUUGUCCAGGUUGCCUGCUAGUACCUUGCCUAUUAGUUUACAACAUUUCUUAAAAUUUUCGGCAGAGACAAUAAAGAGAGAAGCCACUAUUGAAUCGAGCCCUUUAGGUGUUGAUGGUUUGGAUGCAUCUGGAACAGCAUCAGGGGAACACGCGGUGCAAAUUACUGUCGCUGGUGGAGAAACGUCAAUCAUUCCUGAUGUUGUCGACGAGCAAGAUCCUGGAGCUAAACCAAAAAGAAAAAAGAAAUAUAAGAAAAAACCUCCGAAACCAAAAAAGCCAAAACCAGGACAAGUAAGCAUAGUUACUGCUCUUGAUGGCACAACAUUGUUUUGCUGUCCUCAAUGCAACAUGGCUUACCCUGAAAAAGAACUCCUGGAGCAGCAUCUUAUUGGGCACAAAAUUGAAAGGAGGUUCAUCUGUGACAUUUGUGGUGCAGGUUUGAAACGUAAAGAACAUUUAGAACGACAUAAGUUGGGCCACAAUCCAGACAGACCCUUUAUCUGUUCAGUUUGCAUGAAGGGUUUCAAACGAAAAGAACACUUGAACCUUCACUUUGUUAUUCAUUCUGGGCAUAAGACAGAGGUUUGUACCGAAUGUGGUAAAGCAUUCUACCGCAAAGAUCAUUUGAGAAAACAUGCGAGAUCCCAUUUGGCUAAGCGCAUUAAGGAGGAUCCGGGAUUGAUCACAACUGAUGCUUCCCAAAAUCCACAACAGCAGACAGAUCAACAACAACAACAACAACAACAAGCAGAGCAAUUGCAACAACAGGCAGACCAACUGCAGCAACAAUCAUCGGUAUCCGAAUUACAACAGAUACAGAUACAAGUAGGCCAAGGAUCUCAGGCACAGAUUCAUCAGAUAGCUGUUAGCGAACAGUCUACAGUUGUUCUUCCAACUGCAGCAGAAACUGGAGCAAUGGCUAUACUUCAUCAUCAACAACAGCAACAGCAACAACAACAACAGCAGCAGCAGCAACAACAACAACAGCAGCAGCAACAACAACAACAACAGCAACAGUCGCAUUAGCAGCAGCAUACCGCCCCGAAUCAACCUGGGCGGUACUUUCGAUUUAAUCAUCAACAGGCUAGAGGUCGUGCAAGGCAAAGUGUUCUUGCUGAUUGAAUUUUAUAAUCCCAUAGUCAAAUUGGUAUCUUGUAAAGAA
This is a messenger RNA of Colletes gigas, 3669 nucleotides long. Its product is annotated as Krueppel-like factor 17. The record is from RefSeq and is a predicted model, not a curated record. Lineage: Eukaryota; Metazoa; Arthropoda; Insecta; Hymenoptera; Colletidae. The coding region runs from base 1728 to 3533 and encodes 601 amino acids. The transcript has 4 exons.